This is a messenger RNA of Esox lucius (northern pike), 2778 nucleotides long. Its product is annotated as Bardet-Biedl syndrome 4 protein homolog. Gene Ontology annotation, cellular component: ciliary basal body. The record is from RefSeq and is a predicted model, not a curated record. Gene Ontology annotation, molecular function: protein binding. Gene Ontology annotation, biological process: protein localization to cilium; cilium assembly. The transcript is spliced from 16 exons. NCBI's taxonomy places the organism in Eukaryota, Metazoa, Chordata, Actinopteri, Esociformes, Esocidae. The coding region runs from base 545 to 2203 and encodes 552 amino acids.
GAGGUAGUGCUCCAGUCCCGUUGGGUCGUAGGUAGUUCAUGUCCUUGAUACGGUCAGCAGGGAUUGAGUCAUGGGAGAGACAGUGGAGUGAAGGUCGUAAACAGAGACAUUUUUAUUGAAUACAUGGGUCUGUGAGGGUAGAGAUGGGAAUUGUGGGGUGUAGGAGAGAAGUGGUACGGAACAGAUAUGGGCACAUGGGCUUGAACGCCAAAUUGAGAGUCAUGGGAAAAUAUGACACGAUUGUGUGAAGAGUGUUUGGUGUUGGAAAUGGUAGAACGUGUGUUGUUUUUCUGUGAAAGGUAUGACGUAGUUAGGGAGAAAAUGUAUGACAGGAUUGUGGAGGAUAAGCGGGUGAGGGAAAAGGAAGGAGGUAGUUAUAAUUAUGAGGGUACGAAUUGGGAGGCCGUAACCUGCCUCACAUUCCAGUGCAGUAGGUGGGGGUAUAUGCGUCUUUAGUUGGAUGCGAUCUGCCAACCAAAAAUGAAAGAAGAAGAAAAAACUCCAAGAAGCGUAAGCAUGGCAACCGCUUCUGUAUGUGGUCAAAAUGGCGAAUGAAGAAAACCCACUAACGCUCCUAGUUGCCUCUGAGCCAAAGAAAGGUCGGGCUCCAAAAGCUCCAGAACUUCCCAUUCCGGAGCGCAAAAACUGGCUCAUCCACCUACAUUACAUCCGCAAGGACUACGAGACCUGCAAGGAUAUCAUCAAAGAACAGCUGCAAGAGACCCGGGGAAUGUGUGAAUAUGCAAUAUACGUACAAGCACUGAUCUUGCGUCUGGAGGGGCAGAUCCAGCAGUCACUAGAGCUGUUCCAAAGCUGUGCCAUCCUCAAUCCUGCCAACCCGGACAACCUCAAGCAAGUGGCCCGAUCACUUUUUCUGCUUGGGAAACACAAGGCUGCCAUUGAGGUUUAUCACGAAGCCGGGAAACUCAAUGAUGAAGACUGGGAGGUCCACCAUAAUCUGGGUGUGUGCUAUUCUGUCAUAAAGGACUACAAAAAUGUCUGUGUUGUUUCCCAGGCUGAGGAGCAGUUAAACGCAGCCUUGCAGUUGAACAAACAAGACCGGACAUUCCUCACACUGGGGAAGGUCCAUUUGUUGUCGAGAGACACAGACAAGGCAGUUGACGUGUACAAGGCUGCAGUGGAGUUCUCUCCUGAGAAUACAGAGCUGCUGACCACUCUGGGGCUGCUGUAUCUGCAGCUGGGAAAAUACCAAAAAGCAUUUGAACAUCUGGGGAAUGCACUUACUUUUGAUCCUAGUAACUAUAAGGCCAUCCUGGCAGCCGGCAGUAUGAUGCAGACCCACGGGGACUUUGACGUGGCCAUGAACAAGUACCGCGUGGCGGCGUGCGUAGUCCCCGAGAGCCCCCCGCUCUGGAACAACAUCGGCAUGUGCUUUUUCAGCAAGAAGAAAUAUGUAGCUGCCAUCAGCUGUCUGAAGCGGGCCCACUACCUGUCUCCGUUCGACUGGAAAGUUCUGUACAACCUGGGCCUGGUGCACCUCACCAUGCAGCAGUACGCCUCCGCCUUUCACUUCCUCAGCGCCGCCACCAACCUGCAGCCUCGCCUUGGAGAGCUUUACAUGCUGCUGGCAGUUGCGCUGACCAAUCUGGAGGACUUGGACAACGCCAGGAGAUCCUACGAACAAGCUGUGGCUUUAGACCAUUCCAAUCCUCUGGUCAACCUGAAUUUUGCCAUUUUACUGUACAACCACGGGGACAAGAAGGGUGCCCUGCAACAGUACCAGGAGAUAGAGAGGAAAGUCAACAUGCUGAAGGACAGCAACACUGAGUUUGACUCUGAGCUGAUGGACAUGGCUCAGAAGAUGGCCACAGCUUUGCAGGUAGGAGAAAGCCUGGUUUGGACCAAGCCAGCCAAAGACACCAAGUUCAAGCAGGGCUCAGCGGGUGUCCCGAUUAAAACCCUUGGCAGCUCCCAGCAGCCCCUUGGGACCAACCAGGCUCUGGAGCAGGCAAUGUCCUCCGCAGCAGGCUACAACAGAAGCAUCACACCCAGAGUGUCUCUCAGCCAGCCCAAGCGGUCCUCCGUGCCCUUGGCGGAGUCGUCGGGCUUGGAGAACCCUCCUGCCGUGCCUGGCGACGCUUCCGGUACCCCCCGGCCAGAAGAGUCCGACACCCCUGACACGUUGCCCCCUUUGGCAGCCAAACCUAAAGUCAAGAGCAAGUCGAGGCAGGAGCUGAACUAGGGUUCCCUAUCUACGCCAUGGCCUUUAGUGUUUAGAAUAUAGUAUGGCACUAAGCUGAGUCUCUGCAUGGGAACACCUGAGCAAGAAUAGUUAACUGGCUUCUUGAAUAUGCAUGUUACAAAUUGAUGUGUUGUUCAGUUUUGUAAGCCUUAUUGCUGUUUUCUACUGUUUCUCCACAGUGAGUUAUGGUCUUACUAACCACAGUGAGUCUUACAAAUGGUAAUAAUGACAUUACUUUCUGGUCAUCAAAGGCCUUGACAUUAUCUCUGCUCUGUACAUUUCAGAUCUUUCUCUGUUCAACUUUCUCUUCAUGUCUCUGCCAUUUGUUAACAUGCCGAGCUAAAUGCAGUGUAUCAUUUCUUAAUUAAGCCUGGGCAAGAGUGGCAAAUCUGGAUUGCCGUUUGUUAUUCCAGUAAAGAUGCAUUCCAUCCCAACUAACCUCUGUAUCUGACAAUCAAGAAUGAAAUAAGUGAAAGGAAGAUUGGUGUAUUGAAUGUUUUAUGAAUGUCAAAUGUUUUGCUUGUUUUGAAAAUAUGUAUAUUUAUUGUUGGAAAAUAUAAAGUGUCUUCACAAUG